Molecule: messenger RNA, 3813 nt
Organism: Saimiri boliviensis boliviensis (Bolivian squirrel monkey)
Lineage: Eukaryota; Metazoa; Chordata; Mammalia; Primates; Cebidae
Gene: TSEN54
Product: tRNA splicing endonuclease subunit 54
Biological process (GO): tRNA-type intron splice site recognition and cleavage
Cellular component (GO): tRNA-intron endonuclease complex
Source: RefSeq, a predicted model, not a curated record
AGUGCUUCUGGCCCCCCGUUUCUGGGGGCUCUGCCUGCUGGAGAGCGAAGCUCACAGCACCUGUUGCUGACCCGUCCUCGCCCCUUGUGUCGGUGGAGGAGCAGCUGGGCAACGAACACAGACAGAGCUGGGGCACGGCUGAUAAACGGGCUCCCAAGCCCCCCAAGCCUGAACCUGAAGCCCAAACCCUGGAGUCCACUGCAAAGAAGCUUACGUCAGUUUCUCGGUGGCAGCAAAUUUGUUGCCAAAGUCUUGUGGCAUAAGAUCCCCGCAGGCCUGGGGCCCUAGCCGGGAACCCCUCACUCCGCAAAUGUCCCAAGCCCAACCCGGGGGCACUCCCACUCGGGGCCCGUUGCCGACACAGGCGGAGGGCGCCCUUGGCAGUGCCUGGGGUCGGGCUGGCUCCCCCGCCCCCCGGAAUGUCCCUCCAGCGCCGCGCAACCCUCCAGCCCAGCCCAGCUCAGCCCAGCCCCGGCCCACCCGGGGAACAAAGCGGCGGGAGAAGCCGGGCGGGCCAAGCCCCGAGGUAUAAACGCGGAGGAUGGAAAAAGGGGCGCGAGGAGGACGGAAGGAGCGGGGAGAUGGAGGCGCCCGCCAAUCCCGCAAGGAAAGUUAGUUUGCGCCCGCCCCCAGGGGCGCUGACCCCCAGCGCGGGCCUCACCUUUCCCGGCCGCCCGCCGGGGUCCGGCUGGCCCUGCUCGGUCCCUGGCACUCUGGACGGUGGCUCCCACUCCCCCCCUGCCCCCCUUUCUCCUUCUCCUUUUCCAAGGCCGGCUCGGCGCCUCCCGCAGGAAAUCCCGCCCCUCCCCCCUCCCUCCCGCCGGAUCGGGAGAGGAGGGACCGUCCCGGCCGCUCAGUCAGGCUGUCAGUCAGCGGCGGAGGCUCCGCCCCCAUCCGUGCCAGGUCCCGCCCCCAUUUUCGUUCGCCCGCACCGGGGGCGCCGACCGGAUCAGCGCAUGCGCCCAGGUAAAACGGAGAGGCGGUGGGUGGUGGAGCGGAGGUGACCUGGGGCCUUGGAGUUAGACCCAAGGGCGAGACACCCCGGGUCUGAGAAGACGUAAAGUGAAGGGGGUUGGCAGCCAAGACGCGGGAUCCCACUUGCAGUACUCUCCGCCCGCGGCCGGUGUCGCCCACCCGCGGCCGCUAGCCGGGCAAUGGCACCACCUAGCGGACGGCGCCGGAGCGGCCCGCGGGGGCGGCGCGGGGACCCCAGCCUCGAGGAGGCGCUCGUGCCGGGCGGAGGUGGCGCUUCAGCACCGUCGCGUGCCGGACAGCGCCUCCCGCCCCUGCCACUUGAAACCUGGCUUCGGAGCUCAGCCGGAGGGACCCGACGGAAGACCCCGAAGGAAUGGCAAACCUUCCCGGACGGCUCCUGACAGUCCCCGGGUGUCCUUUGGCCUGCAAAGUCGGAAUUUGCUCACCCUCCGCUCGCCCUUCUCUGAGCCCUUCUGCCCUCCUUGCCCAGCUCGGACGGUGGGGACUAAACAGCGCGGGGCUGCGCAGGGGCGGUAACACGUGUGACCAUUCUUACUGCCCUCCCAGCCGCCGGCUUCUGAGGCUUUACUGGAGAGAGGUCCCGAGGAGGGCUGGGAAGAGGAGAGGGGGUUCCUGCACCUCCAGCAACCUGCGGGCUGAGUUCCGAGCCUUGGCGUCGGGGCGCGUGCCUCCGGGCGGGCACUAGGACCCGGGAUAGUCAGGAGGGCGCAGAGCGGGCGGGGAAAGGGGCGGGGCUGCCGCGGCGCCACGGAUCGGCGGGCGCUAGGGCAGCGCGGAGCUCCGGUGGUGGGUGGGGCGUAGCGGCGCGCGCAGCGGCAGGCGGCGGCGGGAUGGAGCUUGAGCGCGAGCCCGAACCCCAGCCGGCGGCAGUGGAGGUUCCUGCGGGACGCGUGCUCAGCGCCCGGGAGCUCUUCGCCGCCCGCUCGCGGUCGCAGAAGCUGCCCCAGCGCUCGCAUGGCCCCAAGGACUUUCUGCCCGACGGCUCGGCAGCCCAGGCCGAGCGGCUGCGCCGGUGCCGGGAGGAUCUCUGGCAGCUGCUGGCGGAGCAGCGCGUAGAGCGCCUGGGCAGCUUGGUGGCUGCCGAGUGGAGGCCGGAAGAGGGCUUCGUGGAGUUGAAGUCUCCUGCGGGCAAAUUCUGGCAGACCAUGGGCUUCUCAGAGCAGGGCCGGCAGCGACUUCACCCGGAAGAGGCCUUGUAUCUCCUGGAGUGUGGCUCCAUCCAGCUCUUCCACCAAGACCUGCCACUGUCCAUCCAGGAAGCUUACCAGCUGCUGCUGACCGAUGACACUGUGACCUUCCAGCAGUACCAGUCCAGGGACCUGGCUGGUUGGUCUCUGGUAGAAAAUGGCCUCUCCUUACCUGGAACCCUUGGCUGGAGUGCAGCUCCUUGGACAUGGACUGGAAGCCUCUGCUGGAAGCGUUCUGAGAGAGGCAGCUCUGUCCUGUUCCCGUAUGAGAGGCAGCUUAACUUGGAUGGCAGCAUGCAGCACUUGGAGGAUGGAGACGGCAAAAGAAAGAGGAGCAGCUCCAGCCCUCGGUCCAUCAAUAAGAAGGCCAAGGCCCUGGAGAACUCCCUGCAACCUGAGAGUCUGGCAGCCUCCAGCCCACCUCCCUCCAGCCAGCCCAGCCAAUGCCCAGAGGAGAAACCCCAGGAGUCAAGCGCCAUGAAGGGCCCAGGGGGCCCUUUUCAGCUUCCGGGGUCCCUGGGGCCCAGCCCUGGCCUGGCCAGGGAGGGUGUGGGGUGCAGCUGGGAGAAUGGCAGAGCUGAGAGAGGUGUCACAGGGGCUGGCAAGCCACGCUGGAACUUCGAGCAGAUCUCCUUCCCCAACAUGGCUUCAGACAGCCGCCACACCCUCCUGUGCGCCCCAGCCCCAGAGCUGCUCCCAGCCAAUGUGGCUGGGCGGGAGACAGAUGCAGAGUCCUGGUGCCAGAAGCUGAACCAGCGCAAGGAGAAGCUCUCCAGACGGGAACGGGACCACCAUGUGGAGGCCGCGCGCUUCCGGGAGGAUGUCAAUGCCGAUCCCGAGGUGCAGCGGUGCUCUAGCUGGCGAGAGUACAAGGAGCUGUUGCAGCGACGGCAGCUGCAGAGGGGCCAGAGCCAGGCCCCUCACCUGUGGGGCCAGCCCGUCACCCCUCUGCUGAGUCCAGGCCAGGCCAGCUCCCCAGCCAUGGUCCUUCAGCAUAUCUCUGUGCUGCAGACCACACACCUUGCUGAUGGAGGUGCCUGGCUGCUGGAGAAGUCCGGGGGCUUGGAAAUUAGCUUUGAUGUUUACCAGGCCGACGCUGUGGCCACAUUCCGAAAGAAUAACCCUGGCAAACCCUAUGCCCGGAUGUGCAUUAGCGGAUUUGAUGAGCCUGUCCCAGACCUCUGCAGCCUCAAGCGGUUGUCUUACCAGAGUGGGGAUGUCCCUCUGAUCUUUGCCCUGGUGGAUCAUGGUGACAUCUCCUUCUACAGCUUCAGGGACUUCACGUUGCCCCAGGAUGUGGAGCACUGACCUCACAACCCUGCAGGGGAUGGAGCUUGCCCCAGGGGACCGAGACUGUUUGUUCUCAGGGACCAUCUCGGCUGCCUCCUGCACCCAGACUCUAACCUGUAGCUUCAGGGGCCAGUCUGAGCCUUGGCCCUGGGUGUCUGAUACGAAGAGUGAAACUGUGACCCUCUCCCCUUGCCUGCUGCCUUGCAGAGACCACCCUGGAACUCAGGAUUAGAUUUUAAGGACCCAGGAGGUGAGGCAAAAGAGAGGACUCUGUGCCUUUAACGUGAGCGUGCCUGCUUCCGUGCCAUAAAGCCAAAGCCAUUAAAAACAAAUCUCUUUU